UUGAUAUUUGACUGGUUUUUGUAAUUGAAUUUAAGUGCAGUUGUUUUCAGUUUUUAAAUGAUCUUUUUUUUCCAGGCCGCUUAUUUUUUAAAGUUAUUUGAAAAUCGAUUGUGUUUUCAUAAUGAACGAAUUAUAUUAACUCUUGAGGCAUUCCUAAUCGUAAACAAGAGUUCUGCUACAGCGCGAAUUGCUGGCGAAUCGUGUGAAUCAUUUUUCAAGGAUAUUUGUGUCAUUUGUGUUAUAUUCGCCUUAUUUUUUCCACUGUGAUGUACUGUUCAGCACAUUAAGGAGCUUCGUUAUAGUUUCAAGCUCACGGGUCAUCAAAAAGUAUGAUUCUAUCCCGUUUAAAACCGGCUGGCAAAAAGAAGAAGGAAGAAGAGGAAAAACGCAAGAAGCAACUACCGAAGCUUGAAGAGUUCCUGGCCAACCGCGACUACACAGGCGCGAUAACAUUGCUAGAGUUCCAUCGUAACUCUGAGCAGGGCAGCAGCGAUGUGGAUCAGUGGAUCGCCUACUGCGCCUUCCACAACGGCGACUACAAGCGGGCCGCCCAGGAGUACGAACAGAUUACCAAGAAGGAGAAGAAAGUGAAGCCGGAGCUAUGGCUGAACCUGGCCGUGUGCUACUUCUACCUGGGCAUGUACCAGGAGGCCAAGGAGACGGCCGAGAAAGGCCCCAAGGCGAGCAACCUGAAGUCGCGGCUGCAGUUCCACCUGGCGCAGAAGUUUAACGACGAGAAGGAGCUGAUGACGUUCCACCAGCAGCUGAAGGACGUGAUCGAGGACCAGCUGUGUCUGGCGUCGAUCCACUACCUGCGCAGCCACUACCAGGAGGCCAUCGACAUCUACAAGCGCAUCCUGCUCGACAACAGGGAGCACCUGGCGCUGAACGUGUACGUGGCCAUGUGCUACUACAAGCUGGACUACUACGACGUGUCCCAGGAGGUGCUGGCCGUCUACCUGCAGCAUUUUCCCGACUCGGCCAUCGCCAUCAACCUGCGGGCCUGCAACCACUUCCGGCUGUACAACGGAAAGGCCGCCGAACAGGAGCUGAAGUCGCUGCAGGACCAGACGAGCGCCGGCUUCACGUUCGGCCAGGACCUGAUCCGGCACAACCUGGUGGUGUUCCGCUCGGGCGAGGGCGCCCUCUCCGUGCUGCCAGAUCUGGUGGACGUCAUACCGGAGGCGCGACUCAACCUGGUCAUCUACUAUCUCAAACAGGAUGAGCUGCAGGAGUCGUACAACCUGAUCAAAGACCUGGAGCCCACCGUGCCGCAGGAGUACAUCCUGAAAGGCGUGGUCAACGCUGCCAUGGGACAGGAGACGGGCUCGCGGGACUACCUGAAGGUGGCUCAGCAGUACUUUCAGCUGGUGGGCGGCUCGGCCUCCGAGUGUGACACCAUCCCCGGACGGCAGUGCAUGGCGUCGACGUUUUUCCUGAUGAAGCAGUUCGAGGACGUGCUGCUCUAUCUCAGCUCCGUGAAGACGUAUUUCCCUAAUGACGACGCCUUCAACUUCAACUAUGCACAGGCCAAGGCGGCGACCGGCGCGUACGCCGAGGCGGAGGAGACGUUCCUGCUAAUUCAGAGCGAGAAGGUGCGCAGCGACUACGUCUACCUCUCGUGGCUGGCGCGCUGCUACAUAAUGAACAGGAAGGCGCGCCUGGCCUGGGAGCUGUACCUGAAGAUGGAGACGUCGGCCGAGUCCUUCUCCCUGCUGCAGGUCAUCGCCAACGACUGCUACAAGAUGGGACAGUUCUACUACUCCGCCAAGGCCUUUGACGUGCUCGAAAGGCUGGAUCCGAACCCCGAGUACUGGGAGGGCAAACGGGGUGCCUGCAUCGGCCUCUUCCAGAUGAUCAUCGCCAACUUGGAGCCCAAAGAAAGUCUCGGUGAUAUUCUUGCCCUGCUGAGGAACACGCCCAACCCUCAAGUGGAGCCCAUCAUCGGAGUAAUGAAGCAAUGGGCAAAGGACAACCGAAUUCCGCUUUAGUGGGCACUGCCCAACGCUGACUAAGAAAGACGUGGACGCGCGCUGUCAACUGGCCGGAUCGGAGGUUUAACGCUGGGCCGCUGUGCGAGCCCACGCCACUGCGAGAACUGUGCACCGGCCUGCCUGUUAUUCGCUGCACUCCCUGUCAGCGCCACCAAACGCCUUGCCCGUCAAAGGCCGGUCGGGCGGUCGCGUCUGCCUCAGUGAUCUCAAGAUGAACGCGGAAUGGCAUCUGAAACCCAUGAGCCGGCGUUCUGAAGCAGGGCUGUUACAAGAUUUUCCUGUCAGUGCUGACAAUGCGACAUCAGUCGGCUGGCCUGCACAUGCAGUGAAUGUGUUGAUGCAUAUUAUCAUCGAUAUGCCAUAUUACAGGCACUAUCUGCCAUCGAAUAUAUAGGCGUGUGUAACGCUAUAGCGCACGACAGACCCGAAUUUGCCGGCUAUGUCAAUGACUAUCAGCUGUCUCGUAUUGAUGGUAGUUUGCACGGCUGCCGAACUGAUCAGCUGUUUUUGUGAUCGAGCAGUGAUAUAUAUUAAUCAGUCAUUAAAGUAGACAAUCUGUAUCAUCGAUAAUCAGUUGUCGGUCAUGUUGAUGCACCUUUUGCUGUUAGCUUGUCUUUUCCAUUGGUGACGAUGCCACCAUGCACUGCGUUUUUGUUUUGCCGUAUCCAGGCUUUGAAUAAUGUUCCUCGUAAGAGAGUGUAGACACAUUUAAAAUGCUACUGGCUGCUGGCUGACACACAGCAAUGUCCUCGCGUUACAGUGCAUCUGGUAAUACAUGGACACGACGGUAA
Amphibalanus amphitrite is the source of this 2785-nucleotide messenger RNA. Its product is annotated as intraflagellar transport protein 56-like. The coding region runs from base 330 to 1991 and encodes 553 amino acids. Lineage: Eukaryota; Metazoa; Arthropoda; Thecostraca; Balanomorpha; Balanidae. The record is from RefSeq and is a predicted model, not a curated record. Gene Ontology annotation, molecular function: protein binding; intraciliary transport particle B binding. Gene Ontology annotation, cellular component: ciliary base; intraciliary transport particle B; ciliary basal body. The transcript has 15 exons. Gene Ontology annotation, biological process: intraciliary anterograde transport; intraciliary transport involved in cilium assembly.